Molecule: messenger RNA, 1251 nt
Organism: Cygnus olor (mute swan)
Lineage: Eukaryota; Metazoa; Chordata; Aves; Anseriformes; Anatidae
Exons: 1
Coding region: 1-1251 (416 amino acids)
Molecular function (GO): nucleic acid binding; RNA-DNA hybrid ribonuclease activity
Source: RefSeq, a predicted model, not a curated record
AUGACAGGUUGGUGCCGCCUAUGGAUUAAUAAUUAUGGACUAAUUGUAAAACCCCUAUAUGACCUCAUCAAGAAUAACCAAUCAAAAUUGGUCUGGACGGGGGAAGCACGGCCUGCCUUUAAGAAGCUUAAAUUGGAGCUAAUGCGAGCACCAGCUUUGGGUUUACCGGACUUGUCUAAACCCUUUUGGUUGUACUCCUAUGAGAGACAAGGGAUGGCCCUGGGGGUGCUGGCACAGAAGUUGGGCCCCUACAGAAGAGCUGUGGCCUACUUUUCUAAACAAUUGGAUGAAGUAAGUAAAGGUUGGCCAGGUUGCCUUCGAGCAGUGGCCGCUGUUAUCAUGAAUAUACAGGAGGCUCGGAAGUUCACUAUGGGACAGAAGAUAACCGUGCUGGUAUCACACACUGUCUCGGCAGUCUUGGAACAGAAAGGGGCACACUGGUUAUCCCCUCAAAGAUUUUUAAAAUACCAAGCGAUACUGGUGGAGCAAGAUGACGUAGAAAUUGUGGUUACUAACAUUGUGAACCUAGCUUCUUUCCUUAGCAAUGCUCCUGACGAGCCAGUGGUCCACGAUUGUAUCGAAACUAUGGAAACAGUGUAUUCUAGCCGACCAGAUCUCAAAGAGGAGCCCUUGGAAGAUGCAGACGAAUCAUGGUAUACUGAUGGAAGCAGCUUUGUGAAACAAGGACAACGCAAAGCAGGGUAUGCGGUGACGACCACUCAACAGGUAAUUGAGUCGAAACCAUUACCCCUUGGGACGUCUGCUCAAAAAGCAGAAAUAAUCGCUCUCACACGAGCAUUGGAACUAGCAGCAAGAAAGAAAGUAAAUAUCUGGACAGACUCUAAGUAUGCGUUUGGUGUGGUGCAUGCGCAUGGGGCUAUUUGGAAGGAACGGGGAUUAUUGACUGCCCAAGGAAAACAAAUAAAGCAUGCUGAAGAAAUUUUGAAGUUAUUAGAAGCAGUAAAGCAACCGGAGAAAGUGGCUGUUAUGCACUUCCGGGGACACCAAAGAGGAACCGCCGACUUCGAGGUAGGGAAUCGAUUGGCUGAUCAGGAAGUGAAAAGGGUGGCCGAGGUGGCUGAGGUGGAGGCGCUUACUUUAAUACCAGACGGUAAAAUACAAACUUUAGGUGAAGGACAGGAACCUAGGUACACACAGGAAGAUCAAAAACUAAUUGAGGACUUGAAAGGGAAAGUAAGAUUAGAUGGAUGGGUAUAUUUGAAAGAUAAUAGAAUUGUGAUACCCUCUUAA